AAGCCUGAGGCAAUCCUGUGUGGCAUCAGUUGGGAAUCAUUUACACACGAAUCAUGUGGUGCAAACUUUUAAUUGUUGCAACCUGCCUUUACUUGGCGAAGGCGUCAGGUCCGAGCAUCCUCGGGGACGAAGAGUUAUUUCCUUCGCUAGAUGCGUCCAGCCUCGUGGAUGUGUCGCGUUCGGCUCGCAGCACCGGCUGCAGUUACUCCGGCUGCAACAGCUUCUGCCAAAAGCUCGGCCACGCCCGCGGCGUCUGCAUCGGCAGCUACUGCCAGUGCCGCUUCCGCAAGCGAAGAUCGUUGGAUGAAGAUGAUGCUGUUGCGCGUAACAUUGAAGCAAAAACUUUUGAAGCCGCCGAAGCCGCGCCUUCUUCAGAUUUGGUAGAUGAACCUAUUGAUGAUGGCGCAGCUAAAGUUGGAAGAGACAUAUCCUUGCCAAGUGAUGAGGAGAGUGUAGAUGCGGCUGAACAUGUUCGGGUGCGCAGAAGCUGUGGGGCAUGGGAGUGUAACAACCACUGCAAGAAGCUCGGCCACGCGCGCGGCGUGUGCAUCGGCACCUACUGCCAGUGCCGCUCCCGGAAGCGAAGAUCUUUGGAUGAAGGUAUUUUUACGGUGAGCAAAUCUUCGGCAGCUGACUCUUCCAAAGAUAACGACAUUGUCGCCAUGAGUGCUUCCGUUGUAGAUGAUCACAUAGAAAUUGAGACGAAGUGGGCCAGCUGUAACCUACGCUGGUGUGAACAAAUUUGUCGUCGAUUUGGAUUCGCUGGCGGUGUCUGCGCUAACGGACGCUGCAAAUGUGACAAUGGACGUUCGGCUGGCGUACUUGAAAACUCUAUCGAGGAUAACCUUGUUAGCCCCACGAGUGGUCUAGUUGGUGAUGAGCAAGCAGAUUCUGAAGUUGGUCAAGUGAAGGCGGGCGACUGUGACUUGCGUUGGUGUGAUAAAAACUGCCGCCGCAUGGGAUUCACUGGCGGCGUGUGUGUCAACGGACGCUGCAAGUGCGACAUAAACCUCGCUAAUAUAAUGCGCUCGGCUGUACCAGUGCCGUUCCAGAAGUUUGAUGACGAGCUGGAAGUCGAGACCGGUGCUCGGGCUUGCAACAUCGUCCCCUGCUUCAACUUAUGCCGGCGCCUCGGGUUCCGCGGAGCCAUGUGCCGCAAUGGGCGUUGCAUCUGCUUCAAUUGAUUCUAGUGGAACCCUAACUUUAACAUAAUUACUUCAUGAAAACUGCCAUUAUUGUCACUUUACUCGUACGUAAGCAAAGAGUCUAUGAGGUUCCAGUAUAGGAAUCGGCUAAGUCUGAUAACUUUAGUUGAACUUUUGGAAAACCCAAAGGUAAUGUGAAAAUUAGUUUUAGGAUGACACAGUAAUCACAUAGCUGCAGUCGUGUGAUGGUUUAUAUGGCCUUUGCCUUUAUUUGCGAAAUUUUUUUAAAGAUUAUCGUGUAAUAAUUAAACAUUUUUAAUAUGCAAUUCCACACACCAAAUGUUUAACUUUUACAAAAUUAUGUAUUAUUUAA
Ostrinia furnacalis (Asian corn borer) is the source of this 1518-nucleotide messenger RNA. It is a transcript of the gene 6tox, whose product is annotated as antimicrobial protein 6Tox. The transcript is spliced from 8 exons. Gene Ontology annotation, biological process: defense response. The coding region runs from base 54 to 1184 and encodes 376 amino acids. NCBI's taxonomy places the organism in Eukaryota, Metazoa, Arthropoda, Insecta, Lepidoptera, Crambidae. The record is from RefSeq and is a predicted model, not a curated record.